Molecule: messenger RNA, 1059 nt
Organism: Aspergillus puulaauensis
Lineage: Eukaryota; Fungi; Ascomycota; Eurotiomycetes; Eurotiales; Aspergillaceae
Product: zinc-binding alcohol dehydrogenase family protein
Exons: 1
Coding region: 1-1059 (352 amino acids)
Molecular function (GO): oxidoreductase activity, acting on NAD(P)H
Source: RefSeq, a predicted model, not a curated record
AUGGCUCCUCCGUCAACCUUCAAAGCUGCUCUCCUGCAGGAGGGAAGCAGCCAGCACACCAUCACAGAGCGCUCACUGGGCGCCCUCGGCGACGACGAGGUGCAGAUCAAGAUCACCGCAACUGCCAUCAACCCGGUCGACUGGAAGAUCAGAGACACCGGCUUCUUCCUAAAGUCUUUCCCUGCGGUGCUGGGGAGCGACGCUGCUGGCGAAAUCGCGGCCGUGGGUUCCAAGGUGUCCAACUUCGUGGUGGGCGAACGCGUCUUCUUCCAGGGCAUCGUCGGCAACUACGAUGCCAGCACUUUCCAGCAGUAUUGCAAGGUGCCAGCAGUUCUUGUGGGUAAGACGCCCGAUUCCAUCAGUGAUGACCAGGCAGCGGGAAUCAGUCUUGCGACUAUUGCUGCUGUGACAGGUCUCUACGACAAGACGGGCCACGGCCUUGCGCCGCCGCCGUGGAGCGAUGGCGGUGACCGUGCUGGGAAUGGAAAGGCCAUUGUCGUCCUUGGUGGAAGCUCAUCAGUUGGCCAGUAUGUGAUCCAGCUUGCCCGGCUGUCAAGCUACUCGCACAUCGUGACCAACGCGAGCCUGACGCACGAGGAGCACUUGAAGAAACUGGGAGCACACGUUGUCUUGGAUCGAAAGCAGGCGGCCCCGCAGGACUAUAUCACCGCGGCGAAUGGGUUACCUAUCGACUUUGUAUUUGAUAGUAUCUCACUGUCUGAGACUCAGGCGCUGGGAGUCGACAUUCUCCAUGCCGCCAACACGAAGAGUAGCGUCGUGACCGUACUCGGGGCCGAUGCAGAUGCCCAAUCUCGCGGUGCAUCAAAGGAGCCCAAGGUUGAAGUGCGACAGAUCAUGGGCCUGGGUAGCAAGCCGGAGCUGCGGUACUUGAGCGAACCUCUCUUUGACCGUUUAGGUGGCCGCGAUGGCUGGCUGGCGUCAGGGCAGUUCGUUCCCAACCGGCCAGUGGUGGUGGACGGUGGUUUAGAUAGCAUUGACAAGGCACUAGAUAAGAACAAGGCUGGCGUUUCCGGUGAGAAGGUCGUGAUUCACCCAUGA